Molecule: messenger RNA, 387 nt
Organism: Helobdella robusta
Lineage: Eukaryota; Metazoa; Annelida; Clitellata; Rhynchobdellida; Glossiphoniidae
Exons: 3
Coding region: 1-387 (128 amino acids)
Source: RefSeq, a predicted model, not a curated record
AUGAAAGAAUGCCCCAUAAACUCCAUACGGGCCGAUGUAUUUAUCACAAACGCAUGCGCAAUUAUAAAAGGUGAACAAUCAGAUGGUGCAAAAUUUGAUGUCAGAGUUGAAAAUAACACAGGCAAGCCAUUGUUAAAAAUAUUAAUAAGGAUCGGAUGGGUGGUUUCAAAAAGUUUCACCACUCAAUCCACCCACCUCCACCAAAACAUCCUCAACAUCGUUCUCGCCAAACCAUAUGAUAUUUCAAAUGCCACCCAUCACCUUUCAAAACGAAGUUCAUCCUGUGGCAAAGUUUCCAAGAAGAAUAAUGAUAUCACCUUAUAUGGUGUGGAACCGCAACAAUUCAAGCAAAUUCAAAAGAGGAAAAUGUUUUACAAAGUGAAUUAA